Messenger RNA from Lineus longissimus, 584 nucleotides. RefSeq names its product synaptic vesicular amine transporter-like. Gene Ontology annotation, cellular component: terminal bouton; synaptic vesicle membrane. Lineage: Eukaryota; Metazoa; Nemertea; Pilidiophora; Heteronemertea; Lineidae. Gene Ontology annotation, molecular function: serotonin:sodium:chloride symporter activity. Gene Ontology annotation, biological process: aminergic neurotransmitter loading into synaptic vesicle; transmembrane transport. The transcript is spliced from 3 exons. Bases 127 to 525 code for a protein of 132 amino acids. The record is from RefSeq and is a predicted model, not a curated record.
AAUACGAAGCCUGAACAGCAGUUAAGCACAAGUCAACGAAAGUCACCCUAGAUUUAGCAGAGAUGACAAUGACGUCGUGAUGCCUUUUCGAUUUCAAGCCCUCCGUCAAUGUAAUUUCCUUCAGGUAUGGUCGACUCCUCUAUGAUGCCUCAGAUGGGCUACCUAGUAGACUUACGUCAUGUCUCAGUCUACGGGAGUUUCUACGCCAUCGCAGACGUGGCAUUCUGUCUAGGAUAUGCCAUCGGACCGGCUUUGGGGGGUUCUAUCGUCAAGCUUGUUGGCUUCAGGUGGAUGUUAUACGGGAUAGCGAUAGUCAAUCUGAUCUACGGUCCAUUACUCUACUUUCUGAAGAGCCCUCCGUCAAGAGCUGAAAAGCAGGCUUUGAUAAUGAAUGGGACGACACCCCCUGUCCAGUACGUGACCUACAACCAGAAUCACGGCUCCCAAUCGACAGAAAAUCUGACCAGAACAGGCGAGGAUUUGGGAAUUGGUGAGGAUGGAUAUUCCCCCGACGAUGGUCCGUAGACGUAGUUUGCAAGUUUGCCCGGAACACGAAAUAGGAUAGAAGAUAUCAGAGUAUAAAA